AUGGCAGAUGCUACCAUCAAUAAAGAGCUUCUUCAGGCAAUUUUGACGAUGACUACUGAACUCAAGGCACUCAAAGUAGAGAGACAAGGGCAUCAGGGCUCCAACGAAAUCACCAUCGAUAGCUUGGCAAGGUCAAUUACCUCAUUUACCCACAAUCCGGACAGCGGAUUGACUUUCGAGUCAUGGUACAAUCGCUAUCGGGACACAUUUCUGGAAGAUGGAAAGGGAUUGAGCGAGUCAGCUAGAGUCCGUUUGUUGCUCAGGCGUCUCGACGCUUCAGCAUAUGAGAAAUAUGCCAGCAAUGUCUUGCCCAAAAACCCAGCUGAAAUUUCUUUUGACGAUACUGUGAAGUAUUUGACAAAAUUCUUCGGCCGUGGUGAGUCACUCUUUUGCCAGCGAAGGAAAUGUCUUCAACUUGUGAAAAAUGACCUGGACGAUUACACUACACAUGCUGGAAUUGUCAACCGACACUGUGAGAAUUUUCUGUUGAGCUCCUGCUCUCCAGAUCAUUUCAAAGCCUUAAUCUUCGUGCUCAGCCUACAGAGCGAGAAAGAUGUUUACAUUCGUGAGCAGCUUCUGAGCAAACUCGAGACAGAACCCUCUGAGAAGAUCAAUCUCGAAUUUCUCACUGAUGAGGCGCGACGCCUGGCCAAUGUGAAGGUAGACUCACGCCAAGGAGUUACACAGGAGGUGAAAUUCGUCAAGAAGGAGCCCCCCAAAUCCAAAGGAAAGACGUCUGCUAACUCUGGUCAAAAAGGAAAGCCGCCUCGCCCGUGUUUUCUAUGUGGAGAAAUGCAUUAUUCACGUGACUGCCCCCACAAAAACACAGUUUGUUCUGAGUGUAAUGAAGUCGGACAUAAGACCACUUAUUGUCCACCAAAAAGGCCCACAGAGACGUCCAAGAAGAACAACACGAGCUAUAAGACCCAGAAAAAGAAGACUGGAAACGCAAACGCCAUCUUCUCUGUCAAUUCUGUUUCUGACCAGAUCAUGAGCAGGAAAUUUGUCACCCCUCGUGUCAAUGGAAUCCCAAUUGAGCUUCAGUACGACACUGCUGCUGACGUCACGAUCUUCACCAUUGAUACCUGGAAGAAACUGGGCAAGCCACAUUUAAAAACACCCGACAUUGGUUUGAAAGAUGCACAAACUAACCCGAUGAGAAUCUCAGGCGAGAUUUCCUGCAAGGUGUUUUUCCGAGGCGAAGAGAAGCAAUGUCGUGCAUUUGUUUCUGAAACCGCCCACUCAGAUUUAUUUGGAAUCGAAUGGAUCAACACAUUUGAGUUGUGGAAUGUAGCUCCAUCAGCAUUUUGCAAUUCAGUGAAGCAGAAAUUCGAUCCGGAAGCAGCUGUGAAGGAACUUCAAAGCUCUUUUCCCACUGUCUUCAACGAAGAGCUUGGCAUGUGCACCAAGUUUACCGCAAAUAUUCAUCUGAAGGUAGGUGCUACCCCAAUUUUUCGCCCGAAACGAGAAGUUGCUUUUCAUGCACGUGAGCUUGUCGAUGAGGAGCUUCAGAGACUCCAGGCUACCGGUGUCAUUUCUCCAGUGGAAUUUUCCCCCUGGGCUGCCCCUGUUUUAGCCGCUCGCAAGCCCAAUGGUCGAGUACGCAUUUGUGGAGACUACUCCACAGGUCUCAAUGAGGUAGUUGAACCCCAUAAUCACCCUAUUCCCGGCCCAGAUGAACUAUUUGCCAAAUUUGCCAACACCCGUGUUUUCUCACACAUCGAUCUGUCAGACGCGUAUUUACAAAUACCAGUAGAUGAGGAGUCAAGCCAAAUUCUGACAAUCCACACCACUCGCGGUUUGUUCAAAUUUCACAGACUCCCCCCAGGUAUUCGAUGUGCUCCUGGAAUUUUCCAAGAGUUGGUAGAAAAGAUGUUGGCCGGAAUUGAUAAUGUUAUUGUUUACUUCGAUGACAUUUGUGUGGCGACCAAUUCCGAAAAAGAAAACCUUUCAACAGUCAAAAAGGUUCUCCAGAGACUGCAAGAAUUCGGAUUUCACGUGAGGAUGGAAAAAUGCAAAUUUUUCUCUCCAACCAUCAAAUUCUUGGGAGUCAUCGUUGAUGAGACUGGAUUACGCGCCGAUCCAGAGAAGAUCUCCGCUAUUCGUGACAUGCCUGCACCAAAGAAUCUUCCAGAACUUCGAAGCUUUUUGGGAGCUAUUCAAUUUUGGGGAAAGUUUAUCAAGUCGAUGAGCGAUCUUCGUGCCCCAAUGGAUGCACUGCAAAAGAAAGGAGUAAGUUUUCAGUGGACUGCUGAAUGCCAAAAAUCUUUUGACAAAUUCAAGGAGAUUCUCUCAUCACCACUGCUCCUCACUCACUACGAUCCGAAGUUACCAAUUCUCGUGGCUGCUGACGCAUCUCAAAAUGCAAUUGGUGGUGUGGCUUAUCACCAAUACCCAGAUGGAUCGCUGAAAGCUUUUUACCACACCUCGAGAAAACUCACGGACACUGAGAAGCGAUAUUCUCAAAUAGAGAAAGAAGGACUUGCUCUCAUUCAUGCUGUGAAAAAGUUUCAUAGAUUUAUCUAUGGGAGAAAAUUCACACUGUACACGGAUCACAAGCCCUUGCUGAGUAUUUUCGGAUCUCAAAAAGGCAUUCCCGUGCAUACAGCCAACAGACUUCAACGUUGGGCAUUAGUUCUUCUCGGGUACCACUUUGACAUAAAGUAUACCUCGACGCAGAACUUUGGGCAUGCUGAUGUCUUAUCACGCUUGAUUGCUGAUCACCAGAAGCCAGACGAUGAGUACAUCAUUGCUGAAAUCAACCUCGAUGAACAGUUGGACUCCACAAUCAUCAAUUCAGUCGUUUCUCACUUGCCAGUGAGCCACAAGAUGAUUCGUUCAGCUACCGAGAAAUGCCCAAAUCUACAGCAAGUUAUCAAGUACAUUGUUGGAGGAUGGCCCAACUCUCCCAAAGCUAUCUCCUCCACUGAAGUGUCACGCUACUAUCAGAUUCGAGAUUCAUUGUCCGUGGUUGACAACUGUGUACUUUAUCGCGAGAGAAUUGUCAUUCCUGACCAGUACCGCAAGAAAAUCCUCAAUCAGCUUCACUCUGCUCAUCCAGGAAUCAACAAAAUGAAAUCGCUUGCCAGAAGCUACGUAUAUUGGCCUGGAUUGGAUGCUGACAUUCAGCAUCUUGUGAGUCAUUGUCAUGAUUGUGCGGCUGCUGCCAAGUCUCCCGUGAAGUCUCAGCUGUUCUCAUGGCCUCUUGCGACACGCCCAUGGCAACGUGUCCAUGUAGACUAUGCAGGACCUGUCAAUGGAAGUUACUAUCUUCUGGUUAUUGACGCACUGACAAAAUGGCCAGAGAUAUUCCGCACGAAGUCCACAACGUCGCAAGACACAAUCAAAAUUCUUCAAGAAAUUUUCUCAAGAUUUGGUUUGCCCGAAGUACUUGUCUCCGACAACGGAACACAGUUCACAAGCACCCAGUUCAGCGAAUUUUGCAAAUCUGGUGGCAUCAACCAUAUCAGGACGUGUGUGUACUCACCCAGUAGCAACGGCCAAGCUGAGAGAUUCGUUGACACUCUCAAGCGUGCGCUGCGGAAAAUGGACAAUGAAGACUCCGUGGAUGUUGCUCUCCAAAAGUUUCUCUCGACAUACCGAAACACUCCAAAUGACAACGUUCCCCAUGGAAAAUCUCCUGCCGAAAUUAUGUUUGGUAGACGACCUAGGACAAUUUUCGACCUUCUCGCAGCACCUGAACCUGUUUCUACUAGUCGAAAUGUCAAAAUGGAGGAGCAGUUUAACCUUAAACACGGUGCAAAGAGACGUGUUUUUGGGAGGAAGGAGGGAGUGUACGUAAAAAAAUAUUUUCCUGGAGGGAAAUUCAAAUGGAUCACAGGAGAGAUCAUCGAGCCCAAGGGACAUGUAAUCUACACUGUCCGUUUGCCAAAUGGAAGCAUCAUCCGUGCUCACAUCAAUCAAAUGAGACCUCGCCAUGAGAAUUCCCAAAACAGUUCUCACGACCAGUCUCAUCCCGACCAGAGUUCUCAGAGCACUCCUCCAGACAGUUCUGAGACCGACGAUGAAUUGCCAUUGUGGACUCUUUAUCAGAACUCAUCACCAAAUCAACCGGAAUCAAGUUCUGAUGAGCCAACCUGCGACCAGCGCUCGCCUACGGACCGUAGGCGCCGUCGUUAUGGACUUCGAGACCGAGCGAGUAUCCGCCCUCCGGUCCGAUACUCUCCUUAG
Phlebotomus papatasi is the source of this 4191-nucleotide messenger RNA. RefSeq lists its product as uncharacterized. Gene Ontology annotation, molecular function: zinc ion binding; nucleic acid binding. Gene Ontology annotation, biological process: DNA integration. Bases 1 to 4191 code for a protein of 1396 amino acids. The record is from RefSeq and is a predicted model, not a curated record. The transcript has a single exon. NCBI's taxonomy places the organism in Eukaryota, Metazoa, Arthropoda, Insecta, Diptera, Psychodidae.